Messenger RNA from Aspergillus calidoustus, 546 nucleotides. The record is from the annotation of a GenBank genome assembly. Lineage: Eukaryota; Fungi; Ascomycota; Eurotiomycetes; Eurotiales; Aspergillaceae.
AUGAUCCCUGUGGCCAUUCUUUCAUCCGGAAAUGUUCGUACAUGCGGUCCGUCUGUGACUGAGGCAUGCAUCAGGCCCAACAUUCCGUCCCAAAUCACAUUCCUGGGCGGGGGCCAUCGAGAUCAGCAGUUUAGCACCGCUUUGGAAGCGCUCAAGAUACAAUUAUCAAGGUUGCCUGUUAUCCUGUCAAAUCAGAUCUUGGUCUCACAUUCUUCCUCGCCUUGCGAUACUCCGUACUUUGGCCAUCUAAAGUCCAGCCUCCACACCGAACACCUCAGCCUUCCGCUAGGUAUCCGCCUCUCGUUCAACGGCUCUGUUUGGGGUCCGAAAGUAGCAAAAUCUUCAUACACAUUAUUACAGACUUGUCAAGAGCAAAAUCAACAAGCGACGUCAGGGGGUGUCGCCCAGGAUUGUCUGACGGCCUGCGGGCAUCAGAAAGGCGUCAAAGUUCCUCUUAGCAAGCCCAUGAUGCAAUACCAUGCCACACCUGGACUUCGAGAAACGAUUCCGAAGCAUAAUUUGGAAUUGUUUCAAAGACAAUCAUGA